AUGGUGAUUGAUGCUAUGAUUGAUACGGGAUCAGUGGUAUCAAUCGUCCCCCUUGGCCUACUGUUGGAGGCGAAGGAGAAAAAGAUCGAUCUGGACAGCCUGGUAACCAUCAUGGGGGAUGGUAACUCUCAGAGAGUAGUGGACGCCUCAGGGAAUGCCAUGAGCUUUUUGAUGCUCAUAGCUACAGAAGUGAAUGUGCAGGGAGCAGGGCAAGCCCGUGUGCAGUUACAUAUCCAAAGAAGCAAGGAUAAAAUAGUACUGCUAGGGACAAAUGCACUCCAAGCACUGAAUAUCCAUAUACAAUUGGGUGAGCCCAUAGUAGAAACAAGAACCCAGGACGAGAACGGUGAAUGCGGUGGCCCAGUGCGAGCAAUUCAUAGGCAUGUCAUCCCCGCGGGAGGGAUUUCUACAGUACCGGUCUCAGGCGCAGGAGUGGACGAGUGCAUAUUUUGGUCCAAUAAUGAUCGCAUUUCUUCCGGUGUACUGAAAGCGACAUGCGGCGAGGCUCUGGUAUCAGUUAGGAACAAUACUCACGAGCCUUGGGUCAUUCGCAAGGGUGAAACCCUAGGGAAAUGGGACAAAGAAGCAUGGUACGAUCCUAGGACACGGGAACUGCCUGGAGACAUGCUGGAACUGUCCCACAAACUUCCAGAAAUAGGGAGAAAUAGAGUCGAAGACCUGAUAAUCUUACUCAAUAACAACCGGAAGGCAGGUCAGCUACCUGAAGAAAUGGUGACGCUUGUAUCUGAAUAUGAGGAUGUGUUCGCAAUCUCAGAUUUAGAGCUCACACAGACCAAUUUGUUACAUCACAGCAUUGAUGUGGGAGAUAGUUUGCCCAUCAAGCAACGCACCCGACCUGUGCCCUAUGCUCUUCGUAGCCAGGUGUGUGACAUGUUGGUCGACCUCAAGAAACGGGGCAUCAUUGAGGAUAGCUCCUCCCCGUGGGCCUCACCAAUAGUCCUGGUGGCUAAAAAGGAUGGAUCAAUUCGGUUAGAGGCUGCGAUCACUAAAAUGAACCCGCUCCACGUUGAUUUCAUUUGUCCAGGAGGACUUUCAAUCGAUGGACAACGGCUUCCUUGUUCCACGAAUAUGACGUGGCAUGAGAUAUCAGGAAUGCGGAAUUCCCCAAUCGACGGUCUCAUAUUCGACUGUGUGUUCAAGCUCGCUCGCGUGGCCACAAUCAUGUCGCAGACACACACAACUUCGGAGAUGCAAAUGGCCCGUAUAUUGGACGCAGAGUACGACGCAUUAUCGCCAAGUGGACUCGGAUUCGCCAUUUCAUUCUUCUCGGCGAAAUGUCUGCACGUGAUGCAGAGCAUGCAGACGAGAUACUCCACAGAACAUCAGUUCUGCGUGACACAUCCAAGUCGCACUCCUGGCGAUCCAUAUGAUUUGCCGAGCCUUUUCGACUAUGCGUGUAAUUGGGCUCGUGCACACCCAUGGACUGAAACGCUGUGGAAAGAGCUACCUCCUAAGAAGACGCUGGUACUGUUACCGUGCGAUUUCAAGGAACACAUAUACUCAAUUCAGUCGCACUGUCAGCUCGUAAGAGUAUAUGCUAAACCGGAUGAUGUGAAAGAAACAUGGUGUCAGGACGAAUUCUCCGCUGUAGUAUUGUUCAGUCCUCCAAAGCGUUCGCCAGUGCAGCAUGGGCUCAGGCGUGGCAGCUUAUGCUGGGUAUGGUCUCAGACGGAGUAG
Ostertagia ostertagi is the source of this 1698-nucleotide messenger RNA. The record is from the annotation of a GenBank genome assembly. NCBI's taxonomy places the organism in Eukaryota, Metazoa, Nematoda, Chromadorea, Rhabditida, Trichostrongylidae.